This is a messenger RNA of Dentiscutata heterogama, 357 nucleotides long. The record is from the annotation of a GenBank genome assembly. NCBI's taxonomy places the organism in Eukaryota, Fungi, Glomeromycota, Glomeromycetes, Diversisporales, Gigasporaceae.
GUAGCACUAGUGAAGUGUGGGGCUUCUUCGAAAAGUCUAUAUGGCAAAAGGACAAGAAAACAGCCAAAUGUACAAUAUCAAAUUGUGUACACAAGGAAUUUUCAUGUGAAAAUGGUGGCUCAACCAAACCAUUAUGGCAUCACUUGGAGAAAGCUUAUUGGGUGCAGUAUAUUAUGACGGAAGAUUAUUGCAAAAAAAAGAAGAAUACACAGGAUGAAUGUGGCACUAUUGAACUUCCUCUUGCUAUAAUCAAAGAUCCUGAACUUAUCGAAAUUAUACAGUACUUGAACCCUACAGCCCAAUUAGUUAAAGCGGAUGCAAUUAAAAAUAUUAUCAUGUCACUUAUAAUUCAGAAAA